GAAGGUAACACCUGUAGGAAAGAUUGAAGGGUGUGCGGUAACGUACUUUUUUUUUAUUUCCCUGUGUCGGCUCUUCGCGCGCACGAGGAAGUAAAACGGUUUUAAUCUAAAUAUAGAUACUUACGGAGUUCGUCGACGCGGCGCGGGUACAUUAACGUUGCAUGAUCCUCUCCACGAAAGAAAGGAGGUGUGUAUCCCGUAAUAAUGCAGUCCCUCCUAUUCCGCGAUACGACUAGCUUGAUAAUAGGCUGAAGUAAUAGAAGGGGAACUAACUCGAUCAGAGAUCGUGCCAGGAUUGCCGUGGUGUAUGCCUGUUAUUACGUAUCUCUUACGUAUCAUUGCAGCGUGCGAUACCACGAAUCUCGUUAAUACGGCACAGCCGCUCAAGUGGCGGUCGGCGCAUGAUGAAGAACGCGAGGAAGAAUAAAUUUAUAUCGAUACGGAUAGUGAGGUUUCUCAUGAAGGUUAUCGGUAUCUGGCCCGCCAAAUCGAGAACCGAGGAACGGUUGUUGAAUGGGAUUUUGGGUUACACAAUAUACGUGAUUACUUUAGGCUUGUGGAUAGAAGGGACCGAAUUGUAUCUAGGUAAAGGCGACUUUUAUGCCAUCACAUAUACUGCUUGCAGCUCUAUGCCGGUAGUCAUAAUUUUGCUAAAGAUAUUCUUCUUCGUUAUUAAUCGACAAGAAGUGUUGAAUAUGCUGAAAUAUACAGAGGAGAAUUUUUGGUACGCUCAGUACGACGAGUUCGGCAGCGAGAUUAUGGAAAAGAUUAAUAGAAAGGCGAUGAUAUUAAUGUGCACGUUUACGUUCUUCGUUCAAGGAACCGUUUGCACCUAUGCGCUGACUCCUAUAAUCGAAAAUAUAGGGAGAAACGAGACCGACCGAAUACUCCCUUUUAAUUUCUGGAUAGGAAUCCCGACAACCGUCUCGCCCAACUUCGAAAUCAUAUUUACUGUCGAGAUUACAGCGCUUAUUCACUGUGGCGUAUGCUUCUGUUGCUUCGACAAUCUCUUGGGUUUACUGAACCUGCACACUGCCGGUCAGUUCAAAAUGCUGCGACACCGGUUGGGAAACAUCCUUGAGAAGGUCGAACGGGCUGGUACCGUAAAGUCCCUCGACGAGAAACAGAGGCGGGGGGUGUACGAGAAGAUCAGAGAAUGCGUCAUAGUGCAUCACGAGCUGAUUUGGUACAGUGAAAAAAUGGAACGAAUCUUCACGUACACGACCCUUUGCCAGCUGUUGGUGUCCGGCGUCAUGCUUUGCGUCGCGGGCUUUCAGAUGUUUUUGGCCCGCGGUACUCUGGUCAGACGGAUGAUAUUCAUCGCCCAUACAAACGGCUGCUUCGUCCAACUGUUCGUGGUCACGUUGACGUCGAAUUAUUUGAUGGACGAGAGCCGCGCGGUCGGAGACGCGGCGUACAACGCCAAUUGGCAGCUCUUAUCCCACGAGGAGAACAAGGGAGUCAGGAAAGCCAUCCUGAUGAUGAUGACACGAUCCGCGCGUGCUUGCUCCAUAUCCGCCGGCGGUUUCUUCCCGGUGUCGCUCGAGACGUUUAUGGCGGUGUUGAGCACCGCCGCAUCCUACUUCACUCUUCUCCGCAAAUUCAUUGCAGCCGAGCUACUGACGGUAGCGGCGAAGAGAAAGGGCCACCGCAUUGUCCAUCGGAGAUCGAACUCAAUACAUACACACCGUCGAUUGAUCGCCCUCAGCAAAGGAGACGCGUACGAUUAUAGCCUGUCACCAGAGCGAGGCAUGGAGCAACGUAAGGAGUACCGAUCGGUGAAUAUUACGCGGCUCUUCAUGAAAGUAGUCGGGCUCUGGUAUGUCGAGACACCGAGGGAACAGCUGCUCUUGCGCGGCGCAUUCGGCUAUGCCGUUUGGGCGAUCGUCUUCGCCAUUCUCGUCGAGGGCGUUGAUCUGUAUCACUGCAUAGGCGACUUUUACCAGCCAGAAUGUUCACACGGGAAUCAGGAUCUAUUUAAUUCUUGGUAUUAUUACUCACAGGCUGUUACGUCCAAUUUGUGUGCAACGUUGCUAUUAGUGAUGAUACUGGUGAAGCUGGGUAGCUUCAUGUUCUACCGUGACAUGAUAAUGGACUUGAUUCAUUUCGCCGAGAGAAACUUUUGGAAUGUCACUUACGACGAGGCCGGCACACGAAUCCUGGAAGGAUACGACAAAUUAGGAAUGACUAUGGUCUACACUUUUACAUUCAUCGUUUACGUCGCAACUUUCAAUUAUAUCUUCGCACCUUUCUUUGCGAUGCUCUACGGAGUGUCAAAUAUUUCUUUGCUACUUGUAACAGAGCCUCAAGAAAAGAACGAAACGGAAAAGAUUCUACCAUUCAAGCUGUGGCUCGAUUUUCCGUAUCACUCGCCGUAUUACGAAGUCACUUACGUUAUACAGUCGCUUUCGACAAUACAUUCGGGUAUCUGCACUUUCUGCUUUGACAAUUUUGUGAGCACGUUCAACAUCCACGCGGCCGCGCAGCUAAAAAUCUUGGCUCGUAAAGUGGAAGUCGUCGUUGAGGGCUGCAUCGAGGAUAUGAUGGACCAGAAACGUCCGUUGGAAACGGAUGCUGCGGUUCUGACGUUGAAGAAAUUGCGGGACUGUGUGCAGCACCACCUCACGCUCAUAUGUUACGUGCGUAACAUGCAACGCGUGUUCGCCAUUAUAUUACUCGGACAGUUGCUGCUUUCUAGCGUAGUCAUCUGCUUCGGUGGAUUUCAGUUCCUCGCGGCGGAAGUGGCUAUCAGAAAGUGUAUUUUUGCCUUCCAUUUCGUGGGCGGUCUUAUCCAGCUGCUUAUUUAUACGUGGACGUGUAACGAUAUAAUUGUGCAAAGUACGGCUAUCUCCGACGCCGCUUACAAUUCCAAGUGGUAUCUCUUACCCGACAACGGUCCAGGAAGGGCGGUGAGGAAAGGGCUAAUUAUAAUGAUGAUCAGAGCACGUCGACCGUGCAUAUUAACCGCUGGACGUUUCGCGGUUAUGUCCUUGGAGACUUUUACAGGGAUAUUAAGCACGGCGAUGUCGUAUUUCACAUUGCUACGACAAAUGAGUGAAGACAAUGUAUAGUCAUAAAGUAUAAUUCUAAAGAAGAGAUUUUCCUAAUACCGAAGUCGGAAAAAUUUAUCCUGAUAUCUACAUCAUUUACAUACAUAUACCUAUAAUUAAAUUUCCAAUUCAGAGGCAUCUUUUGCACCGUGGGAUCUUUCCUGUCGUUUCUCUCAAGACUAUCGCAAUUGUUGCAAUUUGUGUUUCCAUCGUAGAUAAAACAACUAAAGAGCCAAGAUUAUUAUUAAAACACGAUUUGAUAUUUCAAGGAUUGAAUAAACUUAUGUCAACAUUAUAUUAAAACUUAUCGAGGAAAAUGUGUUUAUAAUUAAAUAAAAUAGUGAUCGAAACAUU
Molecule: messenger RNA, 3404 nt
Organism: Vollenhovia emeryi
Lineage: Eukaryota; Metazoa; Arthropoda; Insecta; Hymenoptera; Formicidae
Exons: 14
Coding region: 402-3071 (889 amino acids)
Biological process (GO): sensory perception of smell; detection of chemical stimulus involved in sensory perception of smell
Cellular component (GO): plasma membrane
Molecular function (GO): olfactory receptor activity; odorant binding
Source: RefSeq, a predicted model, not a curated record